ACUUCCUUUAAAUAUUGAAGGAAUUCGGGGAGGAAAAGGCAGGGGAGGGAGCAGAGUGGAAGCAGAGCAGCCGUGGCUUCUUCGUCGAAGACGAAAACCCCCCACAAAACCUAUCCCGAACCCUAACCCUAGAAUUUGAUCACAGAUAGAGGAAACUCUUUUCCUACAAUUGGAUUUCGCUCGCUCCCCCCCUCUCUCUAUUAAGGGUUUGAUCCAAUCAUUUUAAAGCUUGUUUCUAUCAGCAUAUUCGUAUUGCUGAUAUAGUAGAAUUGGUUCUCUGCGGUUCCUUUAAAUAGAGGAAGCUAACUGAUCUAUUGGCACAGUUAUCUUCGUGAAGGAUUUUGUGGUAGAGAGUGGUAGGAAGAUGAGUAGCUUGGGACAGACUGCAUCACAGCCGCAGUUCAUUACAAGCCAUGGGAAUCGAACUGUCUCCAACGGCCCAAAUGUGCCUCUGAUUGACAACAUUGAUGCUGAACAGAUCAUUGUUCCUGAGAGAAAGAGUUGGAAGAACUUGUUUGCAUAUAUCGGCCCAGGAUUUCUUGUUUCCAUUGCAUAUAUAGAUCCUGGCAACUUUGAGACGGAUUUACAGUCAGGGGCACAAUAUAAGUAUGAGCUACUCUGGAUCAUACUUGUGGCUUCCUGUGCUGCUCUUAUUAUCCAAUCCCUUGCAGCCAAGCUAGGGGUUGUCACAGGGAAGCAUUUAGCUGAGCAUUGUAGGGCUGAAUAUCCGAAGGUCCCAAACUUUAUCUUGUGGAUCCUUGCUGAACUUGCUGUGGUUGCAUGUGACAUUCCUGAAGUAAUUGGAACGGCCUUUGCAUUGAACAUGCUCUUCAGAAUUCCAAUAUGGUGUGGUGUUCUUAUCACAGGUCUUAGUACUCUGAUGCUUCUAUUAUUACAGCAAUAUGGGAUUCGGAAACUUGAGCUUCUAAUAGCAUUUCUGGUAUUUACAAUGGCUUCCUGUUUCUUUGUGGAACUUGGUUAUGCAAAGCCAAGCUCAUCAGAGGUUUUAAAAGGACUUUUUAUCCCGCAACUUAAAGGAAAUGGUGCCACAGGUCUUGCUAUCUCACUGCUUGGUGCAAUGGUCAUGCCGCACAACCUUUUUCUCCAUUCAGCAUUGGUGCUGUCUAGGAAAAUACCACGCUCCAUUCAUGGACUCAAAGAGGCAUACUGGUUUUAUACUGUUGAAAGUGCAUUUGCUCUUUCUGUGGCUUUUCUUAUCAAUAUAUCUGUUAUUUCUGUAAGUGGUGCUGUCUGUAGCUCAGAGAAUCUGAGUCCUGAAGAUCAAAGGAACUGCGAGGAUCUAGAUCUUAACAAAGCUUCAUUUUUACUAAGACAUGUCCUUGGGAAGUGGAGUUCAAAGCUAUUUGCGAUUGCUUUAUUGGCAUCUGGUCAAAGUUCUACAAUUACAGGAACCUAUGCUGGACAGUAUGUCAUGCAGGGCUUUCUUGAUCUACGGAUCACACCAUGGAUACGGAAUAUGUUAACUCGAUCAUUAGCAAUUGUCCCAAGUCUAAUUGUUGCACUAAUUGGUGGUUCUUCUGCAGCUGGACAGCUGAUAAUUAUUGCUUCGAUGAUUUUAUCGUUUGAACUUCCUUUUGCUCUUGUUCCACUCCUAAAGUUUACGAGCAGCAAGACCAAGAUGGGCUCAUAUGCCAAUUCAAUUAUAAUCUCAUCAAUCACUUGGAUAAUAAGCUCAUCGAUCAUGGCCAUCAAUACCUACUAUCUUGUGACCGCUUUUAUCAAGUUGCUUUUACACAGUGGGUUGAAAACUGUAUCCAUUGUGUUUGCUGGUAUGGUUGGUUUUUCAGGCAUACUGGUGUAUACGGUUGCAAUUCUUUAUUUGGUCUUUCGGAAAAAUAGGAAGUCUACCCAACCAUUGUGGCUUGGUGAUGCUGAACUCGGACAAAGUUGCAACAAUUCUGGCACUGAAAUUAACAAUUCAACGUAUGCUUUACCUCGAGAGGACAUUACAAGCAUGCAACUCCCCCAAACAAGAUCGGCAUUAGAUAUUGACUAAGUAAUCUCUCUCUCUCUCUCUCUCUCUCUCUGAGGCAGUGUAGUUUCCCAAAUAAUCUUACUAAAACAGAACAAGUAAUAAUGAUAUUACGAAAAAUGUGGUAUAUUGUUUACUUGGGUCAAUGAGUCCAUUGUAUUCUUUCUGGCUUCAUGUUUCA
Molecule: messenger RNA, 2174 nt
Organism: Phoenix dactylifera (date palm)
Lineage: Eukaryota; Viridiplantae; Streptophyta; Magnoliopsida; Arecales; Arecaceae
Product: metal transporter Nramp3-like
Biological process (GO): manganese ion transport; iron ion transmembrane transport
Cellular component (GO): plasma membrane
Molecular function (GO): cadmium ion transmembrane transporter activity; manganese ion transmembrane transporter activity
Source: RefSeq, a predicted model, not a curated record